Molecule: messenger RNA, 1677 nt
Organism: Ficedula albicollis (Collared flycatcher)
Lineage: Eukaryota; Metazoa; Chordata; Aves; Passeriformes; Muscicapidae
Product: ubiquitin carboxyl-terminal hydrolase 42-like
Exons: 11
Coding region: 113-1630 (505 amino acids)
Biological process (GO): regulation of apoptotic process; protein deubiquitination
Cellular component (GO): nucleus; cytosol
Molecular function (GO): cysteine-type deubiquitinase activity; cysteine-type endopeptidase activity
Source: RefSeq, a predicted model, not a curated record
UCUUUCUGGAGGGGAUCUUUCUGAAGGAGAUCUUUGCCAUCCAAAGAUUUCCCCUCUGUUCCAGAGAGGAGUGAUAGCUGCAAGGUGGAACAGCUCCUACAUUGCCGAGGGAAUGGCUCUGCCACCGAGGAUUGUCUCUCCCUAUGAGAAGAUUUGCAUGGACUGGCAGCAAAGACAGAGACCUGGAGCAGGGCUCUUCAACCUGGGCAAUACUUGCUAUGUCAAUGUUAUCCUGCAGUGCCUGACAUACACCCCGCCUCUGGCCAACUACCUGCUCUCUUCCAAGCACAGCCAGUCCUGCCAGCAGCAAGGUUUCUGCAUGAUGUGCACCAUGGAAGCGCACGUCAGGAAAGUCCUGUGCUCCUCAGCCAGUGCCAUCCUGCCUGGAGCUGUCCUCAGGGACCUCAAAUUCAUAGGAGAAGAGUUUGAAUACGGCAGGCAGGAGAACGCCUACGAGUUCUUGCGCUGCACUCUCAGCGCCAUGCACAGAGCUUGUCUCAGUGGAAGCAGCAACUUGGACGUCUCUUCACAACAAACUACCAUCGUCCAUCAAAUAUUUGGGGGCUUCAUGAAAUAUACAGUCACGUGCUUGAGCUGCCAAGCAGUUGUUGCUUCCUACAAGGCCUUCCUGGAUGUCUCUUUGGAUAUCAGAGCAGCCUCAUCCCUCACCACAGUUCUGGAGGGCUGUGUGACACCCAAGCAGCUGGAUCAGAAAGAGUGCUUCAGAUGUAGCAAGUGUAAGAAGAAAGCUGCUGCCUCCAAGAAAGCUACAGUCCAUCGUGCACCCAGAGUCCUCACACUGUGUCUGGAAAGGGCUGACCAAUUGACUGGCACAAAGAUCAGCAAGUUUGUGGAGUAUCCUGAGUACUUGGAUCUUCGGCCAUACAUGUCUGACACAUCUGGAGAACCCCUCCUCUGCUCCUUAUAUGCCAUCGUGGUUCACAGUGGGGACACCUGUCUUGAAGGACACUUCUUGUGCUACACAAAGGCCAGCAAUGGGCUGUGGUACAAGAUGGACGAUGAGUCUGUGGAUAACUGUGACAUCCACACAGUUCUAGGGCAGCAAGCCUACUUGCUGUUUUAUGCCAGGUGCUCGGAUUUGAAAAUGAGAGGAAUGACAGUUUCCUCUCCAGCACCACCGCAUGCCCAUUCCAAGCUCGGUCAGGGAGCAGCCAGGCAGCAGCAGGCAGGUUCUGCAGCACCACAGGCUCUGCCUGGCAGGAUGAAGGUGGUGCACAGGCAGAGGAACUGUGCCAGGGAGAGGGCCCGCAGCAGAUCCCCACAGCGGGGCAACGAUCUCUUCAGCUGGAUCAUGAACAGCAACAACAGCAAUUCAACAGGAAGGAGGAGGAAGAGAACCAGUCCUUUAAACCUUGACUGUGUUCCCAGGAGUGCCACAGCUCCGGGGCCCUCCAACAGGAUCUGCCAGCAGGUGCCUGUACCAAGCCUUGCUUGGGUGCAAACCUUGCCAGUACAGAGAGGGAUGGGCAGAUCCUCAUGGCAGGACUAUGGUCUCUGGAGCCAGGUUGUGGAGAUCAUGAACUCUUACCAGUCAGUGUGGAGGUCUGAGCAUCCCAGAGAUGUGUAUCAGACAAACACAGCCUGGGUGAUGCAGCAGCACAGCAUCUGAAAUGAACAACAACCCAGCUGUUUGGAAUCAACAAGCAGAAAAGCCAA